CCUUAUGAUAAGCCUUGGUAUUAGGCUAUCAGCUGACUGACUUGCACGUGAUGUCUUGAUCCAAAUCGUUGUAUUAGCUCUGCAGUACAAAAUUAAUAUUCGCCGAGAUAACACCCUGAAUUACCUUGACAUUGGUAUUGGUUCACAAGAACUGGUUCGUCUAUUAUACGACUCGUGACCGUCAGCUGCACGGUGUGUGAGGUUCAUGAUGACCCAGCUUGGUCUCUGUAUGCUGCUUAUUGAACUCUCUCUACUUUUGCACACCAGUUGUGGAGCUGACCAAGUUCACCCACAUAUUGUCAUCAUUGUUGCUGAUGAUCUAGGCUUCAAUGACGUGGGCUUUCAUGGUUCAACCCAGAUUCCAACUCCCAAUAUUGAUGCUCUAGCUUAUUCAGGGGUCAUCUUGAAUAAUUACUAUGUACAACCAAUAUGUACACCCUCAAGAAGUGCUCUCCUGACUGGCAAACAUCCGAUACAUACGGGUCUUAACCAUGAUGUAAUAUAUGGGCCCCAACCCUAUGGAAUUCCAAUUGGAGUGAGGCUCCUACCACAACACUUGGUCAAGUUGGGUUAUGCUACUCGUCAUGUUGGGAAAUGGCAUUUGGGUAUGGCUACUCGUGAGCUAACUCCCAUUUACCGAGGCUUUAUGUCUCAUUUUGGGUAUUGGACAGGUCACCAAGAUUAUUAUGAUCACACAGCUCAAGAAGGG
This is a messenger RNA of Homarus americanus (American lobster), 709 nucleotides long. Its product is annotated as arylsulfatase B-like. The record is from RefSeq and is a predicted model, not a curated record. NCBI's taxonomy places the organism in Eukaryota, Metazoa, Arthropoda, Malacostraca, Decapoda, Nephropidae.